Molecule: messenger RNA, 1185 nt
Organism: Penicillium griseofulvum
Lineage: Eukaryota; Fungi; Ascomycota; Eurotiomycetes; Eurotiales; Aspergillaceae
Product: DUF4050 domain-containing protein
Exons: 1
Coding region: 1-1185 (394 amino acids)
Source: RefSeq, a predicted model, not a curated record
AUGAUGGCCGGGCGUGAUUCCUCAGUUCGUGAGGCCAAAGUCUUCAUCAAGGAAGUUGUCCGCAAUGAUUGGGAUUUUGAAGCCGGUGUGCCCUCCCCAUCGUCCGCCGACGGAACCCUGUGCCACAACCGCGAAGUGACCGAAUGGCGCGUUCGAGAAUUCGACACCCCCACCUCGGAACUUGAACCACAGAGCUCAGAUAGCGAAGCCGAAUACGGACAGUCAGCUACAGUGACCUCCACACCUGGAGAUGCCGGUGUCGAGCGGCGUCGCAAGCGUCGUCAACAGAUGGACGACGAAAUGGCAUGGAACGAAGGACUACGCGUAUGGAUGGCUAGACGCGAUGCGUGGUGUGGAGCGAAGACACGGCGUCAGAUUCGGGCUGAAGAAGCGAAGCGCGCGCUGGCUGGUGCGCAUUCAGACUCAACAGAUCAAUCCGAUGGCGUGGGGUUAGGAGAAAAUAAUGCGACUUCGUCUGGUCAGGGAAAUGAGGGUAUUGGCGCCUCUGAUCUGGCAGCCCGGACCGAGACGUCACUUGCAGUCGCAGAUCGGGAGAAAAGUGAGGAGCUCCAGCAUCGAGUGGAUCUGACUUCGGGACAGCAAGAGGAUCAGGAGGAAGGGUUGUCUACCGCACCAGAGGAGGGAGCUAAGAGGAAGGCAUCGUCAGAGACCAACAUCACAGUCCCCGAUCAGAAAUUUGCGGCAGUCGUGCCUACCCAGCCAACCUUGCCGGCUGUGGAAGAUCAAACAGAAGAGGAGAAGGAGGAAGAAGAGCUUGAUGAGCCACUUUGCCCUGUUGCUCCUCCUUUCAUUUCCAAUGACAACCCAGUUCGCGCCACCAUUAAUCCCGCAAUCUAUCCUUCAAUUUACACCAAGGUUGUCGUGCAAGGCAUGACCCCUACCGUCCCCGUCAACCUCGCCCAUUUGACCAAAGCCAUGGUUCAAGGCUGGAAAGCUGACGGACAGUGGCCGCCAAAGCCAGCCGUCACUUCUAUUGUUCUGGCUGAUGAUGCCUCUGUGCCUAAGAAAAACGCAGAUCGUUCUCCCGAGGAGGCGCCGCAGGGCAGGAGGAAGAACAGCAUUACCAAUGCUGUGAAGAAAGUUUUCCAUUUUGGAUCGCAUCCCUUCCAUCGCCGCGCCAGCCAGGAUACCGGGAAUGGAGGUGCUACUGGCCCAACGAGCUAA